Messenger RNA from Acytostelium subglobosum LB1, 1440 nucleotides. RefSeq lists its product as hypothetical. Lineage: Eukaryota; Evosea; Eumycetozoa; Acytosteliales; Acytosteliaceae. The transcript has a single exon. The record is from RefSeq and is a predicted model, not a curated record. The coding region runs from base 1 to 1440 and encodes 479 amino acids.
AUGAAGGAUAAGAUCUCCAUUGUAAUCCCAACUGUUAACUUGACCAGCUUGGCCAACAACAAUAACAACAACAACCACAACCACAACAAUACAUCCACACCAACAACACCAACUUCCAGCUCACCAACGGCAAGCGGACAUAGCAAGCCAAACCAAUCACAUUUUGAAUACGAUGGCUGCCAGCUGUGCGUCAAUGGCACACCCUGCUGUCUGCAGAAGCGUCGUGCAACCUGGACACUAAAGCUGCGCGUGGCCCUUUACUGCCUCAGCGUGCUCCACCCCGAGAAGAAGUACUUCAACCUCAAGAAGGACAUCUACACCUACGUCGAUAGCCACUGGGACCUUCUCUCUGUCAACACCGCCAAGUCGGACCGCUGGAGAAAGCAGGUACAGGAUUCGCUGAGCCAUUGCCGCCACUUUGAAUCCGGCUGGGAUGCCAUGGGCUGUAACGGUCACUGGCGUUUGAUCCAGCCACUCAACCCAUGGACCUUCCCACCAGAGCGUGAGGCAAUCAUCGAUGAGGAGGAGACCACCAUCAUGUCGUCCGAGGCCGCCCUGUCGCCACGCGCCAUGCCAGCCAAGAGCCCUCGCGAGGACCCCCUGUACAGGAACUUCCCCAAGCGUAAGGACUCGCUGGACGAGAGUGAGUGCCGCAAGAGAAAGGUCACCGACAUGGAGAUGUACAACAACUCCAGUCUGGAGGAGGACCUGCUCAACCUCAAGUACUCGCCAAUGAUAUUCUCGUCAUCGUCCGAGACGCCAUCGCCAAAGUGUCGCACGCCAAACAAGUUCACCACCAGCCCAUCAAUCGUUGGCAACAGUCCAAUGAUGACAUCAACCAACAGCGCCUUCUUCUCGCUGUCCAACUUCAACAACAACCUCAAUCUAAACACAUCGGCCAACGGUGUUAACCACAACCACAGCAUGGUCGGACAGACACCUACGAUGGUGGCCACUGCCCAGCUCGCCAAUCCAAGCAUCACGGUGCUGGACUUUGAUUCACAACACACGUCACCCGUGUCCAGUCCCAUUAUGUACAGCGAACAGCUGUCCAUGACCAUGCUGACGACCAACCCACCAAUCCCUGCCCUGCCCUUUUCAUGGAAGAGCAACUCGACCUCAUCCUCACCAUACGCACAAUCAUCCCCGGUCAAGCAGCCACAGCAGGCUCAGCAACAGGUUCCAUCUGCCGCUGCCGCCUCUGCCGCUGCCGCCGCCGCCACUGUCGACGUCCCAGAGAAGUUCACCACGCUGCCAAAUCCAUUUGCCGCACCACCCUCUCCCAAGUUCUCGACGCCAUCGCCCAACUUCUUCACACUGGGGGCCACCACUGGCCACAUCAAGCAUCCCAAGCCACUGUCUCUGGCUACCGCACCAAUAAUGCCAGGACCAAUCUCCAAGAUUGAACAACAAAACCUGAUAUUGAACUGUACAUUUUAA